Fimicolochytrium jonesii is the source of this 1834-nucleotide messenger RNA. Its product is annotated as 26S proteasome non-ATPase regulatory subunit 5. The coding region runs from base 57 to 1682 and encodes 541 amino acids. The transcript is spliced from 8 exons. NCBI's taxonomy places the organism in Eukaryota, Fungi, Chytridiomycota, Chytridiomycetes, Spizellomycetales, Powellomycetaceae. The record is from RefSeq and is a predicted model, not a curated record. Gene Ontology annotation, biological process: proteasome assembly. Gene Ontology annotation, cellular component: cytosol.
CCCCUCCUUCCCCCCUAACUGCACACUCCCAUAAGAGUCCCUCCAACCGUCGCACAAUGACAACCGCAGACCCAGCCGCCCCCUCCUCUUCCUCCUCCUCCUCCUCCUCCACCAACCACCCAGCGCACGCCCUCCACGAUGCCCUCGCCCUCCUCUCCGACCCCACCGCCACACCCGAGUCGCUAUCAGCCGCCUUACAGACCAUCCACCUCGCUCUCGAAGGGAGGAACGCCCGCGAUGUGACGGCUUUCAUGCAGACGUACGACGUCACCCCCGCGCCGUUUGUGGCGCUGUUAGGACGGGCGACGACGGAGGAUGCGGUGGGGAUGGUUGCAAGGAUUGUGGAGCGGUUGUUGGUGCCGCUUACGUUUGGGGAGGUUGUAAGGGAUUAUCAGCCGCUGGUAUUGCAAGGCCUGUCGAGCCCAAGCGGCAGCGCGCGGAAGCUCGCCCUUGCGGCGCUGGAGAAGGCUGCGGGGGAUCCCAAGGAUGUGGAUGCGUUGGUCCACUCGGAGUUCUUUGCACCGCUCCUCGAAUGCAUCGCCUUCCCGGACGUGGAUGUCGCGUUACGGGUUCAGGCCCUCAUCUUUGAGCUCGCCCUCACCCCUCCGGGCCUCGCAUCCCUCACCGACCCCUCCACUGUCGCCCUCCUCACCCGCCUAACCCACCACACCACGGAAACAACCAAAUUCCGCGUCUACGACCUCUGCGUCCGGAUCGCGUCCACGUCCCCACAGGCCCUCGACGCGUGUCUCCGCGCAGGCGUGUUGAAAGAUCUGCUGGAGGAGCUGCAGGUGGAGGGGGAUGUGUUGGGACGGUUGAAUGUCGUGCAGGUGUUCACUCGGUUCCUUGACACAGACCCAGGCGUAACGUUCAUGGGAAACACCCCCGUCCUUUCGCAGCUCGCUUCCCUCCUCGACGGGGAGAUGGAGGAGAUCGAUGACGUGCUCGUGGGAUGCGCCGUGGUCAAGUUCUUUGCGGAGAUGGCUGCGAAGAGGCCAUCAGAAUUCCUCACCUUCGCCACCUCCCACCCCCUCCUCGCAACCCUCACCCGGCACCUCACCCCUUCCUCCCCCACCCAAACCGCCCUCCCCCUCGCCACCCUCACCCUGCUCGCCAACCUCGGCGCCACACCCGCCGGGCUCCUCCACCUCCACCGCGAACACGCCUUCCUCGACCACUACCUCGCCCUGGCCCCGCCCGCGACGGGGGAGCUCAAGCUGGCCGUCCUGCAAGCCGCCAGCUGUCUCGUCGGCUGCACACCCCCCCCCGACGCGGACGCCGGCGUCCUCACCGACCUCACCCACGCGAUCUUCCUCCGCGUCCUCGCCGCGUCGCCGGAGGCCCCACCCCCGCAUCUAGCGCGACUCCUCCCCUACGCCCGCUCCGCGUUCGUCGACCAGCGCGUCGCGGCCUGUGCGCUGUUUGCCGCCGCCGCCGCGCAUGCGUGGGGCGUCACCGAGGCGAACGCCGAUGCCGAGUUUGUGAGGUGGCUGCUGGAGAGGCAGGGGGAGGCGGAGACUGUCGUCAAGGAAUGGAAGUACGCGAUCAUCAAGCGACUGAACACGCACCCGCUCGCGGGGCAGCUGCUUGCGCCCGAUCUGCGGGCACGCUUCGGGACGUAUAUUGCGCAGGGCCCGUUUUAUAGGGCUGUUGAGCCUGUUGUUGCUUUUGGGGGGGCGUAAUCAUGGAGGGGUGUCCUGUAUAUUGGGAGCGGCAGUAUGCGUUGAUGGUGAAUUCACAGAUGGCGGUGGGGGGAUGUAGUCUAUGUAGGUUUUGUGUAGAUACGGUAUGGUGGAUUCUAUGAUAGGGGAUUUUGACCUCAGCAGUACGCCGU